ACAUCGCUUUCCCUCUGUCUCUUUUCAGAGAAUGGACCUUGGAGAAUGCCUGAAGGUGCAUGACCUGGCAUUAAGGGCAGACUAUGAAAUAGCAUCCAAAGAUCAAGAUUUCUUCUUUGAGCUUGAUGCAAUGGACCACCUGCAGUCAUUUAUUGCAGACUGUGACAGGAGAACAGAAGUGGCUAAGAAAAGACUAGCAGAAACCCAAGAAGAGAUCAGUGCUGAAGUUGCAGCUAAAGCUGAAAGAGUACAUGAAUUGAAUGAAGAAAUUGGGAAACUGCUGGCCAAAGUAGAGCAGCUCGGAGCUGAUGGGAAUGUGGAAGAAUCUCAAAAAGUAAUGGAUGAAGUGGAGAAGGCUCGAGUAAAGAAGAGAGAAGCAGAAGAAGUAUACAGAAAUUCUAUGCCUGCCUCCAGCUUUCAGCAGCAGAAGCUACGGGUUUGUGAAGUGUGCUCGGCUUAUCUUGGUCUUCAUGACAAUGACCGAAGACUUGCUGACCACUUUGGAGGAAAACUGCAUUUAGGAUUUAUUGAAAUAAGAGAGAAGCUUGAGGAACUCAGGAGGAUUGUGGCUGAUAAGCAGGAGAAACGAAAUCAGGAACGUCUGAAACGUAGAGAGGAGAGGGAAAUAGAAGAAAGGGAGAAACUAAGGAGGUCCAGAUCCCACAGCAAGCAUACCAAAAGAUCUAGGUCCCGAGAUCGCCGCAGGCAUCGGUCUCGCUCAGCCUCCCGGGAACGAAAGAGACGCACUCGCUCUAAAUCUCGUGAGAAACGUCAUCGUCACAGGUCUCGCUCUAACAGCCGCAGCCGGAGUCGCAGCCAUCAUAGAAGCAGGCAUAGUUCCAGGGAGAGAAGCCGAGAACGCAGCUCCAAAAAGAGAUCCUCAAAAGAAAGAUCUUCAAGAGACAAAGAACGUUCAAGAGAUCGUGAUAGAACAUCACGUGAUAAAGAUAGAAGCUCAAGAGAGAGGUCACCACGAGAUUUCAAAGACAAGAAACGUUCUUACGAAAGCGCUAAUGGCCGAUCCGAAGACCCAAGGAGCUCAGAAGAGCGUGAAGCAGGGGAGAUUUAACUGGCUGUGUAUUCACCCGAUCUCUAGCUUCCUAUGGAGUUGCAUACUAUGGUUUAGUUUACAGUUGUUCAAAGGGACACCAGUGAGCAGUUCCAGACACUGAUCCAACUAGGGUAGAUGUACAGUAUAUAAAAGUGGUUAUAACCAAGUCAGAAUUAAACCCCAUCAAUUAAUGAUGCCUAAAGCUGGGUCCUGGACUUCCACCAAGUUGUAAAACUUCUCUGAAAGAUUUCUCUUUAUUCAGGACAACAGUUUUAUGUACCAAGACACAGAUCUCAAUGUUUUUAAUCUCCUUUCCAAUACAAGUUAGUGAACAAAUUAUAUUGUACUACUUGCCUUGGGUGCUUUUGAACCUUUAUAAAUUCUCCAAUUCUGCUCCAGUUGAAACAGCAGCAUUUGAAAGGUUGUAUUUUGGGGGAAUUUUUUUUGUUUGCUUUUUUUGUAAGAGGGUGGGUGGACGGAUAUUAACUUUUACUCUAAGGUUAUGUUCCCAGUGACUUUUUUUGUUUGGGAACCUAGGAGUUGAUUACAGUGGGAGCAUUUAGACAGGAAUGUGUGCUGGAGAAAGAGUAAAUGUCUUUUUACAGUGCCUAUUUAGACUUGGAAAUUGAACAGCUGUUGCAUUACAUCUUUUUUAUUUCUACUUAAAUUUUGAAAUCAAAGCCAGUCCCAUAUCUGUACCAUUUGAUUGGUAUGUGUUCAAUAUAUUUGUUUUUUUUCCAUAAGGACUCUUUCUGCUUUUUCUUGUGGGGUGUAAACAGCACAUCCUUAAUUGUAUUAAAAACAAACAAAAAACCAGCAACAACAACAGAAAAUUAAGAACAAAAAAAAAAAUAAAAAUAAAUAAAAAA
Molecule: messenger RNA, 1920 nt
Organism: Tauraco erythrolophus (red-crested turaco)
Lineage: Eukaryota; Metazoa; Chordata; Aves; Musophagiformes; Musophagidae
Source: RefSeq, a predicted model, not a curated record